Messenger RNA from Paramuricea clavata, 2303 nucleotides. NCBI's taxonomy places the organism in Eukaryota, Metazoa, Cnidaria, Anthozoa, Malacalcyonacea, Plexauridae. The record is from the annotation of a GenBank genome assembly.
ACGGUCUAAAUCCGCCCCUGUGGCAGAUAAGUAAAUACAAACUAUACUUUAGUUUUUGUUAGUCAUGUCUGAACUAAAUGAACGUAAAUCCCUCCUCAGGGAAUUGCCAUUUUAUACAGGGUGUAUCAAAAAAAAAGGAGACCUUAAGAAAUCAAGCAUAUUGUUAAAAUUUGAAUGCCUUUUCAGUUGCACAUAUGCUGAACCGUAGUGCGUGAAAUAUUGAUGGGGUGCAUAUAUUAGAAAAAGGAGACCUUUAGAAAUUGAAAUAACAUUUAAACAAAAGAUUGUCUGCUCCUGGGAACAAUCUGUCAUGCAUACUGUAUACGUAGAUCGCAUGUUACGCACUCGUGGGCUUAGCAAACUGCUCAAGGAUUCAAAUUAUAACAAUGGUUGAUUUCUAAAGGUCUCCUUUUUCUAAUAUAUGCACUCCAUCAAUAUUUCACGCACCACGGUUCAGCAUAUGUGCAAUUAAAAAGGCAUUCAAAUUUUAACAAUAUGCUUGAUUUCUAAAGGUCUCCUUUUUUUGAUACACCAUUUCAAUUUCAAUUUUCAGAUAUGAAGACUAUCAAAAAUAUUCCGUUUCAGGCCCUCUGCUGGAUCUAUUGCUGGUCACAAAGUAUAAAACCGGGAAAGGAGAGAAACAGCCGUUGCAAAUAAUGUUGGGUUGCCUGGUCAAGAAGAUAGUCCAAGAAAGUGGCAAAGCAAUAACCCUCGAGACCAGCAAGGGGGAAUUUACCCUUGGAGAUGCUAAGCUAAUUCUGGCUAUGGGUACUCUUCCUCCUACUACGCUCAUGCUCAAUUCUUUCCCGUCCACUUCUUUUUCGAUGCUAAGUGGCAUUGGAAACCGGUUUACUUCUCACUUCAUCAGUUCCAUCAUCGCGCGUAUUCCAUUAACUGACGACAUAGCUGGCACCAGCAACUGGUAUUCCUCUCUUAGAGAGCUCCUUAAAGUAAAACUUGAAAUGGCUGCUGUGUACAUAGCCGGUGAAAAUCCCGUUUCAAAGCACCAGUUCCACAUUCAGUUAACUGCCAUCAUAGAUGAGACACCAGAGGAGAAUAUUUAUGGCAUUAUGCGCUAUCUUCCGGAUGUAUUUGCCGCACCAUCGUUGGAACAACGGCGAACCUCCAAGGACCCGCUACAUAUUGUUUUUGCCUGCGCUUGCCUUGGUCAGCUUGAUCACAACAACGAAGAUAAUUGGUUUCGUCUCAACAAUGAUGCAGAUAUCACCAGCAACGCUACUCUGCAGGUCGUGGCCAACGACAAAGACAACGCUCUUUGGAAUACCAUGGACGAGUCUACUUUUGAAAUUCUCGAGAAUUUCUUGGAUUCUGGUGAUCAGCUGGAGUACUGGCAUUUUAAUACUUGGAAGACCGGGCGUCCUACUGCUGAGCUGAUUCGUGUUCCGAGUCUGGUCCAUGAUGCAUCAACUAUGUGGAUAGGUGACGACGAGUCAGCCCCUGUGGGUCUGGAUUAUCGAUUCCGUGGUGUCGACAAUGUGUAUCUCACUGGUGGUGCCCUCUGGCCUACUGGUGCUUCCUGGAAUCCAACCUGCGCCAUGUCUGCAUUGGCUAUGCAUCUAGCUGACGAACUCGAUAAGAACGUGGAAUAACUGUAAUUAUUAUAUAUUCAAAGGCUAUUCUCGUUCGUGAUUGGUCAAAACACGUCGGAUAAUUCUCGGUGUGUGUGUAACCACUUUGGUUACAUUUUCAUGUCACGCAGUCACGAAAUAUGAUUGGUUAAUGGUUAGGAGGUUAGGGAUUGGAUUAGGUUUCGUGAUUGCGUGACGUGAAAAGAUAACCCGAUUUUAGCCCUCGCUAAGUCACAGUGGCCCAGGCUCUGUGUGGGUUUUUAUUUAUUUUGUAUUUUAUUAUAUUUUGCCUAACAUUUACUUUAAUUAAAUUAUAAAGUAUAACUUACUUACUUUCCUUUAUGUAUUCUAGGUGUUUUAGGAGUGAUUUUAGUUUGAUAUAAUGAUAUAAAGACAUCAUGAGAAUGCGAUUUAACAUACACUUUAUAAUAUAUUGUAAAAUACUGUAAAAAAGAGCCUAAAUAUGCAUUGAUUAAAAAUAUUGGUGGACUUACUUGUUUACUGUGUCAUUUGUGUCAUUUACUUCACUUUCGUUGAUUUUCAGGCCAUUGGUUGAACCCGGCCUAUAUUGUAUAUCAUCUAAUAUUACCACCCGCUAUCAAGAACGCAAAGGUAGGCUGUAUCGCCGGGCGAACUUGGGCAAGACCUAAAUUUCAACAAAACUUGCCGAUAAAAUAUUGCCAAACGCUUCUAAAGCCGCCGCUAUACAUAUUU